AUGAGUAUAAAGCAAAGAGCUGGCACUUUCCGAAGUGAGGAUGAAAAGGUGGAGAACCACUAUUCUAACCCGUAUGGGGCUAUAUCUGCUGUAUCUGCCUUCUUCUCAGAUGCACUUCUCCACCAGACUCAGCCCAGUGCUGCCAGAAUGAAGCGGGUUGCUCUUCCUUCCCUCCUCUCCCUCCUCUUGCUUUUGCUGCCUGGAGGAGCCUCGGCAGUGAGCGAUGCCCCCAUGGAGCUGACAGGGACUGUGGGGGAAUCAGUCCUCUUCCCCCUCAACAUCCCCAUGGAGAGACGACGCAACGCGGUCAUGUGGUGGGUGGGGGACCAGUGUGUCCCCCUGGCCAAUGUGACACUGGAGGAGACCUUCCUGUUGUGUAAGGUGGCUCCAUGCUAUGCCGGGCGCCUGAGCUGUGCCGAUGGGAGUGGGGCAGUGAUCCUUGGCAGCCUGCAGACCAGCGACACAGGGCUCUACACAGCCACAUUCCUUGAGGUCGGCAGCUUCGUCCCCACCACGUGGCGCUUUCAGCUGCAUGUGAUCCAUGAGGACCAGGGCACGGACAUUGGACCCUCCAGGGGCCUUCUUGUCCCUCUGACCCCUUCUCCCUGUGCCCCAGAGCCUGGGCAGGACGGGAGCUCAAAUGGCACCCUCCCAGCCCCGAUUCAGGCCACGUCGCUCUCCUACUGCCAAGCCAAGGGACUCAUCCUGCUGGGGACGCUGGCAUGCCUACUCACGGCCCUCAUUGCCACGCACGUCAUCGCCAGGAGGCAGCCAAGGCGCCCUGCAGAGAAGAGGAGCCAUGGGGAUACCUCUGCCCACAUUCCCCUGCAAGUGUAUCCGUCCCGCCGGGACCCGGGCACCGGUUGCCAGGGGGGCUCGUUGCCUCCCUUACUGGGCAGACGUGCAACAGCUGGGCACUAUCAGUGAUCCCUGGGUGCGGGGGCACUUGUCCCAGCUGCUGAUUUCACUGGGAGAUGCCAGAGAGAUGCAUUGCUGUGUGCAGCCAGGGCUGGCCAUUAAAACGGGGGCAUGGGUGGACCCUGGCUCUUGGCAGUGCUGGCUAGGGGCUGCCCAGCCCAGGGUCUCCAGGCUAAGGAACUGCCAGGGGAUGAGGGCCCAGAGUCCUGGGAUCGCUCACAGGUUCAGCCCGUGGCGCCCCCACCUCUCCCCCCUUUCCAGUACCAAGUAGGGGAAGAUGCCCACGCCUGCCUGCCACGACACCCACCUGCCCCCAGUGCCAGGGGAGUGGAGCGUGAGGGGGCACAGUAGGGCACAACUCCUACCUGCUGGGCACCCCCAGGGCUCCCCCGCUUACCCCCAGCCCAGGGGACGGGGAUGUGUGUGCUGCCAUCCAGUGGCUGCCCAGGGUGGCUGCACCCUGUGGUGCAUGAGCUGAGGCAGGGGCCAGCACCCCAACCACCUAUAGACGUGACUCGUGGACAUGGCCCCACAUGGGCACAACACAGGCCCAGUCCUGACUUCUGCAUCCAUCCGGAGCACCCCAGGACUGUGGGAUAACUCUGGGGCUAGCCAGACCUGCCCCCAAGGGAGAACCCAGCAUGUUGCUAGGGACAUGGUGCUUGUGGCCAUAAAUAUAUGGGAAAUAAACUGCAAAC
Molecule: messenger RNA, 1616 nt
Organism: Alligator sinensis (Chinese alligator)
Lineage: Eukaryota; Metazoa; Chordata; Crocodylia; Alligatoridae
Exons: 4
Coding region: 1-927 (308 amino acids)
Source: RefSeq, a predicted model, not a curated record